Molecule: messenger RNA, 3404 nt
Organism: Gambusia affinis (western mosquitofish)
Lineage: Eukaryota; Metazoa; Chordata; Actinopteri; Cyprinodontiformes; Poeciliidae
Gene: anp32a
Product: acidic (leucine-rich) nuclear phosphoprotein 32 family, member A
Exons: 7
Coding region: 1314-2060 (248 amino acids)
Biological process (GO): regulation of apoptotic process
Cellular component (GO): nucleus
Molecular function (GO): histone binding
Source: RefSeq, a predicted model, not a curated record
UGGCCUCGCAUCUCCCCCUGCGAUGUUUUCACGCUGCCUAAUGGAGAAUAUUUCGCGUGAUGUCUUGGCGUGGGGAGGGGGAUGCAAAGUUUCCUCCAAGUUAAAAGAUGAUGGAGACGUGGGGUCACAUUGUUGCUUUUGGCUUCGUGUUUACACUCGACAGGUCCUCUGCUUCCAACUUUCUGCGCCGCUCCAACAUUUUCAGAAUGCAGCACAGUUUUUAUAAACACGGCAACCAACGAGGAGCCAUAUUUGUAACUUUUCGUCUGCGAACCCGGUUUCCUCUCCAAUACCCAGCGUUGUUCUCAUUUGCUGACUGUUUUAUGGGCUAUCUGCGGGUCUCACCGGCAAACUUGUCCACCUAAAUAUUUUAAGUCGUGCACUUGGCGGGUUGCGGAUGCGCAUACUGGAAGUCAUGAAAUUAUCAAACGAUGCAUAAAGAUCAUAACCUGUAGAAACUGUACCUGAAACCGUCCAGCUGAAAUGGGUUUUUUCGGCAUGGAGUGCAUUGAAACGUUAAGCAGCUUGUAAUGGGGGAGGCUGCAUGCAAACCAUGCAGCCUCCCCCAAAGCCUUCACAGUUCGUACAGAUGGCCGAAAUAACGCGCUUUCGGUACGGACCGUCAACAACCGCCAGGCUGGGCGAACGCAAGUAGGGACGAACCAUAAACUCGCCCGGGGUCGGUGUAAACCACCGUGGGGGGACUUUUUUUUCUUUUUUCUUUUUAGGGAUAACCAGUCGACUAACUCUGAAAAAGCGCUCCAGCCGCGUUGUUGUUGUUCCAGUUUUUCAGAACUAGGACAAGCCGCCAUUUUACUCAGAAACAAAGGCAUUUCGAAACACACCGAAACCCCGUCCUUUUGACACGAACGACGAACGGUUUAUCAUACCUUCAUCUUAUUAGCGAUCUACACUCGUCGUUAGUCCCGACCGACAACGCUUUAGGUGAAGCAACAAUGAAACGUUUGCCUGGCGGAUAUCUAAUCGGCUUUAGCGGCCCCUCCUACUCACAAAUGACCCUGUACACGACUCGUAGGUCUGCUCAGUUCCCACUGCUUUCUUUUCUCAAAAUGUACAUCUACGCCGCUCGGAAACCAAACACACACGUCUCCUGCUGUUCUACUGCUCAAUCAACAACUUCACAAAUAAGCACAGGUGUACUUUUGAUCGGCUUGUCUUAAAAAUAGAUCUAAAUGUAUUAUUAUUUACGUAAUGAAAGAAGACCCAAGACAUCGCGAUAUUUAGAGCGGCGAGAUAUGUUCUGACCGCUGACUGUUGUUGACGGGCAGAGGCACGUUCAAGGUCCAAAUGAAAUGUCAGAUAACAGCACACCUGUGACCGCAAUUCUUAACAUGGUCAAAGAGCUUGUGCUGGACAACUGUCGCUCAAACGAAGGCAAGAUCGAGGGUCUAACAGAUGAGUUUGAGGAGCUGGAAUUUCUAAGCACAAUCAAUGUCGGUCUGACAACAGUUGCUCACCUGCCGAAGCUAAAGAAACUCAAAAAGCUUGAACUCAGCGACAACCGGAUCUCAGGAGGCUUAGAAGUUCUGGCGGAUAAAUGUCCGAACCUCACGCAUCUGAAUCUCAGUGGGAACAAGAUAAAAGAUCUUAGCACAAUAGAACCAUUGAAAGAAUUGGGGUCCCUGAAAAGCCUCGAUCUGUUCAACUGUGAAGUAACAAAUCUGAACGAGUACAGAGACAACGUGUUCAAGCUCCUACCGCAGCUCACGUACCUAGACGGCUACGACAAAGAAGACAAAGAGGCCCCCGACUCCGAUGCCGAGGUCUACGCCGAGGGCUUAGAUGAUGAAGACGACGAUGAAGAUGAUGAAGAAGAGGACGAUGAGGAUGCCCCACCUGGAGACGAGGAAGACGAAGAAGGAGAGGAUGAUGAAGAGGAAAAUGAAGAAGAGGAGGAAGAGGACCUGAGUGCGGAGGAGGAAGAAGAGGAAGACUUGAAUGACAGAGAGGUUGAUGAUGAAGAUGAAGAAGAAGAAGAGCGAGGUCAAAAGAGAAAACGGAACCUGGAUGAAGAAGGGGAGGAAGACGAAGACGACUGAGAGUCCUGCGUAAGCCUAGUUGUGAACUGUUUUAAACUUGUUUCUCCUGUUCUCUUCCCUACAAACCCAAAUGCCCCCCUGUCCCUCCUCCCAGUUUCAUAUUGCAGUAGGAGUGUUCCUUUUGUUGAUUUUUUAAAUUUUUUAAUUUUUUUUGAUUAUUGGCCAGUCAGGUUGAUGGGACGGCUUCCCGCACCUCUAAUAAUCCCAUGUUCCAGUCUCAACAGUCCACUUUUACCUGCUUUGUGGACACCUGUUUUGUAAAAUUAAACAAUAGCAGAGAUAAAAAAAAAAUCUUUUUUGAAAAGAAAAUGGUUUUGUUUUCUCACUGUUUAUGUAAGACAAGUUUCAGAUAACUUAUGCAUUUUAAAAGGCUUCCCCUUCGACAACAGAAAUAAUAAUAAUAUAAAAAUAAAAAAAAGAGUGCAUGUCUUAUACAUUUUAAAGUCAACUACUGGAUUUCAUGUAUGGCUGUCAUUUCCUUGUCUUAAAUGUAUUGUUUUGCAUCAUACCUAUUUUUGUUUUUUCUUUUAUGAUGCAAGUUAUGUAUUUGUAGUGUCACCGAUAAGCCAAUACUCUCUGCUGUCCUGGUGUGAACCUUUUUGUCUGAACGUGCACAGUGUGACCCUGGCAGGGCUUUUUCUUUUUUUUUCUUUUUUUUUAAAGGAAAAAAAAAAACAAAAACAAAAAAAAACACAACAAAUUAUGGCACCAACAUGUCUGCCUUUGUCAAAGCCGCUCCUCCUCCUGAAACCCUCAGCUUUGAUAGUUCGGAAAUUACGUGUUCUUGUAAAUAAUGACCAAAUCUAUUUUUUUGUAUUCUCUUUGAUGACGGCAGACAUUGAACAGACAACUGAGGUGAAACUAUGAAUUGUAAUAAAAUAUUAAAUAUGUAUGCUGCUUUAUCUAAAAUGGCGCAGUGGGAAAUUUCUGGGAUUUGAACUUUAUAUGCAUAAUCCUUCCAUGAAAAGAUGAUGUUUGCCAUCAGAACUUAUUGUUUUUUGGGUUUUUUUCCCCCAUGUUUUUACUCUUAUCCUCUUUUUAAAAAAAAAAAUUUUAUGGGACACAUGAAGGUGACCAUGUUUGAGCUGGUGGUGUUAGUGUAGAGAAGAGUAAUUGGUGUUAAUUGGAAGUUACAACUGCAGUGCAUACGCAUUUAAAUAUGUUAUUUCAAAGUGUAAAAAAUUGGAACACAGUCAAUGAAUUGGACUUUGCUCUCAUAGAUUGCAACGGCCGAAUUGGCCCACCUCGGAAAUGUUUCGCUCUGAUAAAUCCAGUGUCAUCAUCCAAAUUUUGUUUCUCUUUUUCUCUCCCAUUCACUUCAAUAAAUCCUUUUUAUAUAAACUA